This is a messenger RNA of Grus americana (Whooping crane), 2944 nucleotides long. RefSeq names its product THAP domain containing 11 (gene THAP11). Gene Ontology annotation, cellular component: nucleoplasm. The transcript has a single exon. Gene Ontology annotation, biological process: regulation of transcription by RNA polymerase II. Gene Ontology annotation, molecular function: RNA polymerase II cis-regulatory region sequence-specific DNA binding. The coding region runs from base 1 to 735 and encodes 244 amino acids. The record is from RefSeq and is a predicted model, not a curated record. Lineage: Eukaryota; Metazoa; Chordata; Aves; Gruiformes; Gruidae.
AUGCCGGGCUUCACCUGCUGCGUGCCGGGCUGCUACAACAACUCGCACCGCGACAAGGCGCUGCACUUCUACACCUUCCCCAAGGACGAGGAGCUGCGGCGCCUCUGGCUGAAGAACGUCUCCCGGGCGGGCGUCAGCGGCUGCUUCAGCACCUUCCAGCCCACCACGGGCCACCGCGUCUGCAGCGAGCACUUCCAGGGCGGCCGCAAGUCCUACCUGGUGCGGGUCCCCACCAUCUUCCCGCUGCGCGGCGUCAACGAGCGCAAGGCGCAGCGGGCGGCCCGGCGCCCCCGCCCCGCCGCCGCCGCCUCCGCUGCCGCCGCCUCCGCCGCCGCGCAGGGCCCCGGUGCCGCCGCCGCCGAGGCCCCGGCAGGGGGCGCGGCCGAGGACGUGAAGCCCAUCGACCUGACGGUGCAGGUGGAGCUCGGGGCCGGGGCGACCGCUGGGCCCGGUCCCGGGAGGCUACCGGCGGCGGCGGGGGAGGAGGGCCCGGUGGAGGGCGGCCCCCCGGACCACUCGUACUCGCUGUCGUCGGGCACCACGUCGGAGGAGCUGCUGAGGAAGCUGAACGAGCAGCGCGACAUCAUCGCGCUGCUGGAGGUGAAGAUGAAGGAGAUGAAGGGCAGCAUCCGCCGCCUGCGCCUGGCCGAGGCUCAGCUCCGUGAGGAGAUCCGCGAGAAGGACCGGCUGCUCCACGCCGCCAGCGCCGGGACCCGCAAGCGCCACGGCCUCUGAGGGCCGCCAGGGCCCAGCCUGGCCCAGGGGGAUGCCUGGCACGGCACGGGGCUCUCCGCCCCGGAGCUUCUGCCACCCUCGGUGAGGUGCCCAGGCAGAGCGGAGUUGGGAUGGGCUGCGGCCCCACCGCCCCUGGCUCUCGCUGCCCGGUCCCUCCUGCCCCCGCUGAAGCAGCCCCCAGCCGGGCACGCCCGCGCCAUCGGAUUCCCCUGCCUAGACGGGGCGGUCGCUGUCAACUCAGUGCCGAACCCCGUUAUUGAUCUGACGUUACCCCAGAGCUAGCACUGCGGGCGCCCGCCGGCGUCCCGUCUGCGCCGGGCCCAUCAGCACCCUCUCUGUGCCGGCAAUGGCGGAAAGCGCUUCUUCUAGUGUAGAUGGGACCCGUGUCACCACUAAGUGGACGUAGGGUAUCGGUUUUCAGCAAAUAAACUCGCUCUGUGUGAAGUGAGGUAGCAGCAACACUACCCCCUGGAGAAGGCGUGUCUGAAAGCGCAGUUGGCACCGUACCCUUCAUAGGAACAAACAACGAUGUCAUGUUUGGCCUCGCCUAGCAGAGGCACGAGGAAAGCUUUAGAAACCCUCUCAGGGUGAUGUGUUUCUUCAGUAAAUUACUGAUGCCAUAAAAGACUGCUGUUUCUAGCGUGAAAGAAUCCCCAGAUUAAAAGAGUGCUCUUGUACUAUGUAGUUUUUGCUUUUUCUGCAGUACAUACGUAUUUGUUACAGAUGUCUCGAUGCUCUCAACACUAGUAAGGAUUACGAUCUGGUGCAAAGAACCCUCUGGCAUUUGACGGCUGUAGUUUAUCUCAUUGGCUUAAGAACUCCCUCUAAUGAAACGGAGGCUUUGUAACACGUCGGAAUUUAAAUCCGUGGCUUUCGUUCAGAGAACCAGGCUGAAACAGAAGCAAAGCGAGUUUAUCUGCAGUGGUUGCAAACCCUUGCUGUCUAAUCCUGAACUAGUUGGCAUGACUAAUAAUCUGUACAUUAGGCAAGACCUUCCUGAAACGUGCUUGCGUGUUCUAAACUGAGAUUUAAGAGUAUUGUAACAAAUCUACGUGGAAUGAGUGUGUAGUUUCUGUUUCUAGCCAGCAUUAGUCCCCUCACUUUCAGUGACAGGAAACCAAAUCAACGUUGGCUAGAAAGAUGGUGGAGUGAGGGUAGCAAGGCUGCUAGUCCAGCCUGAAUCUGUACUUCCAGGUUAGCCGGUGGAACAGAUACCUCAGCGCUGAGGAGGAGGAGGGUAUCUGGUCACCUGCAUAGCUCUAUGGCGAUGCGCACUUUGGGGGUACGGCUUCGAUAGCGAUGGAUGUUGAAAACAAAAGGCAGUUCACCACAGUGUGCCCAUAAAUACAUUCGAGGGAGGAACGCCUGUGUGUCUUCCGAGCCUGUGAGGUCUUUCUCCUGUCAUCAGAGUGCAUUACACUCGCUAGAUCGGAAUGUCAGUUUUACUAAAUUUUAUAGAAGUAUUUUCUAAAUGUAAAAUAUCUUUAGUUUGAAAAUAUUGUAAUCUUUGUAACACUGGCUAACGUAGCUUUACAACUGUCCAUUUCGAUACUCUGUGUGAGCGAACAAAAGGGCACGGUGGGAUUUGGUAGCCGGAGGUUUAGCUAUUGAUCAUGUAGCCCGUUCAGCUAAAGGCAUCAGUUGUCACAGCCUGCUAUGUGAUGCAUGGGUCAUUUUUCUAUUAGCGUGUGUACUGAGUUGGAUGGUCGACCGUAAGGAUACUACAGGUCUAUCUAUUCACGUACUAAGUAUUUCCCAUUAUUUCAUUUUAAUUUAUUUUCUCCAAUCUGAUAUGUAGCUCUUAACUUCAGCUCCGCGGUAUACUGAUUUUCCUGCGAGACGAGUAAGCAGCAAUUAUUUUUUUGUUUGGUUGUUUGGUUUGGUUUGUUGUUUAUUUUUUUUUUUUUAGGGAAGGCAGAUACCUGCUACACCAUCUGAUUUAACAUAUGUAAUUGGUCCAGCAGAUCUAUAUGCUCCCAUCAAGACAAUAGGCAGCACAACGUCUCUCCUUACACACGAGACGGGUUGUGCGUCCUAGCUUCUUGAGAACGUGCGUGUCGUAACAGUCAUGGUACUUUUUCUACCAUUGGAAUGCACUUCAGGACGUUCAGCCAUUUGGCCUGCUGGACUGGUUAACUGCUGGACUCUCGACUUCUCCAGGUUACACUGAGGUGCUAACAUGCUUAAUUUUAAUAAAGUAUAUUUUGUU